Messenger RNA from Mycetomoellerius zeteki, 2860 nucleotides. Its product is annotated as inositol-tetrakisphosphate 1-kinase. Gene Ontology annotation, molecular function: magnesium ion binding; inositol-3,4,5,6-tetrakisphosphate 1-kinase activity; inositol-1,3,4-trisphosphate 6-kinase activity. Gene Ontology annotation, cellular component: cytoplasm. The record is from RefSeq and is a predicted model, not a curated record. The transcript is spliced from 5 exons. NCBI's taxonomy places the organism in Eukaryota, Metazoa, Arthropoda, Insecta, Hymenoptera, Formicidae. Gene Ontology annotation, biological process: inositol trisphosphate metabolic process. The coding region runs from base 639 to 1733 and encodes 364 amino acids.
GCAGCGCAGGAAAGCCAACAUACUUGAACGACCUAGAGAGAAUAACGUUCGAGAGUAACUUAAGUGCAUCCUUCUACAUUCCUCAAAUAUCGCGGUCGUAAAACCGGUGAUACCAGCUACUCGAAAGUCGAAAACCGAUCGGAGGAGCGCGUGUUUACUUGGCGAUCACGCACGUUCGAUAAGAGAGAGGUACACUUCCGGCGGCAUGUGCAGCCAGCAGCGUGUGGCCGUGCCGUGUGCUGUGCAGUGCAGUCAGCAGUAUGCGAAAGGUAAACAAUAGGAUUGGUGACGCCGACGAGUGACGUGCAACGAGAGACGUGCAGGGGAGACGAUCGAGACGACCGAAAGGAGAGACCGGAGAUUUCGAUUCUUCGGCGAAGAGUUGUCUUUCCAACGACGGCUAUCGAGGGACAAUCGUGGAAAUACGGCGAGUCUUCGACAGCGGUAGAAGACCUAACCUCGUUUCGUCGCCACGCUUUCCGAGUAUGAGCCAGACCUCAAGGAUAAUCGUUGGAACGGUGCCGCGAGGAUGAGAGCUGCCGACCUGCCUCUCGUUCCAGGGACGUACAAACGCGAGGGACGAGUGCUGUCGAUCGAGCGCCGAUCCGCACGUGGUCGGUGAUCGGUGUCAGCGCGGCAUGGCCAGCACGAGCGAGGAAGGAAGAAUGUGCGACAAGUGUGUCAUCGGUUACUGGGUGCCCGAGAGAAAACGGCAGAAAUUCAAUUGGACUGAUUUCGAGAACAUAUGCGUGUCCGAGGGGUUUCGAUUGAAAAUGAUCAAUGUGAAUUUAAGCUUUGAGAAGCAGGGACCAUUACACGUUUUCUUACACAAGCUGACAGAUAUGCAGUCACAUGCAGAGAGUGGUGAUAAAAAUGCUGAAGAUAUUGUUUCGCGACUUCAGGAGUACAUUGCCAAACAUCCAGAUCUGAUCAUUAUUGAUCCUCUGGACAAUAUUAGGAACUUAAGUAAUCGAUGUAAAUCUUACGAAUUUAUACAAGAAGGCAUUCGGUUUAAAGAUGUAUUUACUCCUAACUUUGUAGAAAUCAAGAGCAGAAAUGUCCAUGAAAUUGCAUCAACGUUAAAAAAGCGUGGUAUUAAAUAUCCAUUUGUUUGUAAGCCGCUUCUUGCAUAUGGCUCAAGCGACGCGCACAAGAUGAUGAUUAUCUUUAAUGAAAGGGACUUGAAAGACUGUCAACUACCUUGUGUCGCUCAGGAUUUCAUUAAUCACAACGCUAUUUUAUAUAAAUUAUUUGUUGUGGGCGAUCGUUUUCACGUGGUCGAGCGCCCUAGCUUUAAAAAUUUUUACGAAGAAGACUGUAUUUCGUCGAGUACAAUAUUCUUCAACUCGCACGAUAUAUCGAAAAGCUGUAGUAGAUCUAAGUGGUCUAUAUUGUCCGAAGAAGACAUUCCUUUAACUGUGAAACCAAAUAAUCAAAUAUUCGAAACAAUUGUUAAGAAUAUUCGAGAGAUAUUUGGUCUUAUUCUAGUUGGAAUAGAUGUUGUAAUUGAAAAUCAUACUGGGAAGUACGCGAUAAUAGAUGUUAAUGUGUUUCCUGGAUACGACGGCUACCCGAAUUUUUUCGAACAUUUAAUAGAUAGUAUCAAAAAGUUGUUGGUAGAGCGAGAAAGUAUCAGGCAAAACUCUAAGGGUUGUACAUUGAAAAAGUGUCAGAGCGAUGAUCUAGACUCUGGCUUUGAGAGUGACGAGAAGAAGAAAUAUUCUACAAAAUGAAUAUGUAACAUGUGAUGGAUAAUGUUAAUUUUAGAAUAAGCUAUAUUAGUAUUAAUCGCGGCGGUAGUAUCAGUAUCGGCAUUAUUUUGUAUUCGUCUAUACAUUUUUCUAACAAAAUUCGGUUACAACUUCUCUCUCUUACAACUUCAUACGGUUUAAUUCUGCCAGAUAUAAUAAUUUUUUGAUAUUAAGUUUUGUAUUGUAUUUUUAAAUUACGCUUGGCGCAUUGCUUAUUUCGUAGACACGUACGAAAUAUGAAAAUUUGAAUUGUUCGUGAAUUUGAGUCCUAUAUUUUGUAACAAAUCCUACAGUACAACAUGACUAUGACUGCCAGAGAAGAUAUUUUGUACAUUUUAUGUGUAUACAAUUUUGCAUUUCUGCGACGAGAUGUUAUAAAUGCCUGUGAGUUCCCAAGUAGAACAUAGAAGUCAUGAGGACAUCAUCAUGACCUCAUUCGUCACUUAUAAGUCAAUUUUUAGGUAUUAAAUGAUGUCCUGAUGACGUUCUGUGAUACCAUUAUGACUUAAUUAUGAUUUCGUGUUCUACCUGGGUUGUUGAAGAUAUUAAAUACAUAUGUAUAAUGAAGUAUGCGGCGCGGUAUAAAAUAUACGAAUAUAGAAACAAUUAAAAUGAUUGCGACUGAGUAGAAUACCUCCAAUGUUUAAGGGUGAUUAAAUUAAUGGUUGUUAUUUUUUAAUCGAUAAGAGAAUAAGAAUACGACCGAUAUAUAUGAAUAUAUCACAUAAGUAUAUAAAGAUCCGCCAAAUAUGGUCAAAGCUAGAUAUUAUAGAAUAAUAAUUGAAUAUAAAUUCCUAAAUACAUUUAUUUCAGUCAGACUGUGCGCCGCGUACUGUCAGCCGUACAACAUAAUCAUUGAAUUGAAAUAAUCUUUACAAAUUAAUUUUUGAUCGUCGAUUUGAUGCUAUUAGCACACUUCAAAUUCUAUAAAGAACCUAUUACGAAAAAUACUACCUCAGUCAGGAAUCGAAUCUGAGACUUCCCUACUUUCUAGGCGGGUAUCUUAUUGUUUGAUGUUUUUUUUUUAUAAAUGUAUAAAUCUUGUUAAUAGAAAAUAUUGCAACUGUUUAUUCUGUCGCAAUUAUACUGAUUGAUUCUAUGUGAACAUC